Messenger RNA from Quercus robur (English oak), 1164 nucleotides. Its product is annotated as transcription initiation factor TFIID subunit 11-like. The record is from RefSeq and is a predicted model, not a curated record. Gene Ontology annotation, molecular function: transcription coactivator activity; protein heterodimerization activity. Gene Ontology annotation, cellular component: transcription factor TFIID complex; nucleus. Lineage: Eukaryota; Viridiplantae; Streptophyta; Magnoliopsida; Fagales; Fagaceae. Bases 161 to 751 code for a protein of 196 amino acids. Gene Ontology annotation, biological process: RNA polymerase II preinitiation complex assembly; transcription initiation at RNA polymerase II promoter. The transcript has 6 exons.
UAUAUAUAUACAGUUGGGAAGGCGGUUUCAACUUUCAAGUUCCAACUCCGCUUCACAAUUCACAUCACAAUUCCAUCAUACAAAGCAAUCGCUCUCUAUAACCCUAGAUCUUGUUAUGAUCAUUGACUGAUGAGGUUAUUAUCAUUGGAAAAAGGAGACAAUGGAACCGAGGCCAUCUGUGGACCCGUUUGAGGUGGCAUUUAAGGAUGUAGAAGAAUUGCCACCUGAUUCCCCUACUGCUGAUUCUUUGGACAUUGAAAGUCAUAUCCAGACUCCCGCUAAUGUGUUAACACCGCCAGCCGUGAUAGCGUCUGCUGGGACUAAUGCAUCCACUGGCAACAAUGAAGAUGAGGAUGAGGAUGAAGAGGAUGAUAAUGUGGAUGUCAACAUCAGAAAUAUUUCGUAUAAGAGUGACCCUGACAAAGCUGCCAGGACACAGGCUAUCCUCUCACGGUUCACAGAGGAACAGAUGGAGAGGUAUGAGUUCUUUCGGAGGUCUCGAUUUAAAAAAUCCGACAUGAGAAAGUUGUUACUGAGCAUCACUGGAAUGCGGGCAGUUUCCGAGCCAAUGAUAGUUGCAGUGUCAGCGACAGCAAAAAUGUUUGUUGGUGAUAUUGUUGAGACUGCUAGAGUGGUUAUGACUGACUGGAAGGAUUCUGGGCCUAUUCGGCCUUGCCACAUUAGGGAAGCAUAUAGAAGACUAAAGCUUGAAGGCAAAGUACCAAGGAGAUCAGUGCCAAGGCUCUUCUAGUGGAUGGGAUCAGGUUGCAGUCUCACGGUUGGAUACACAUCAAUAUAUAAAGCAAAGGCCAGGAUUUUUUGUUUUUGUUUUUUGAUAAGUACAAAGGCCAGGAUUUUUAGCCUUUGUGCUUGGGAACACCUCCUUUUCCAGUACAUACUACAUACCAGUGUAGAAAGUUAAAAAUACAGCUGAAGUCUAAUAUAGUGUGACGAGCAAUGACUGACAAUUAAGAUUUCUGUCACUAGACUCACUACUCACUAUUAAACAAAAAAUUGCAAGUCUCAAAUGUUGCCCUUUUAUUGUCAGUUUGUCACAAAUAUAUCCAGGCUCAUCAUGAACAGUUUUGUACACUUCCCUUUCAUACAUUGAAAGCAGUUGGUGUGAUUAUGUCAUACAAGCUGACUCCAUGAUGCAUUCCUCAA